This is a messenger RNA of Choloepus didactylus (southern two-toed sloth), 5461 nucleotides long. RefSeq names its product ribosomal protein S6 kinase A5 (gene RPS6KA5). NCBI's taxonomy places the organism in Eukaryota, Metazoa, Chordata, Mammalia, Pilosa, Megalonychidae. The transcript is spliced from 17 exons. Gene Ontology annotation, molecular function: protein serine/threonine kinase activity; magnesium ion binding; ATP binding. Bases 189 to 2579 code for a protein of 796 amino acids. Gene Ontology annotation, biological process: protein phosphorylation; regulation of DNA-templated transcription; intracellular signal transduction. The record is from RefSeq and is a predicted model, not a curated record.
AGGGGGAGGGAGGAGGCGGAGGAGCGAGCCGUGAGGCCAGAGCGGGAAAGAGACUCGUCUGUGCGUCCGAGUUCUGGAACCGCUGCACCUCGGCUCCUGGGGCUGCAGCGGGAGCUGUGAGGGGCCGGGCGUCCGCUGUCUCCCGGGUUCGCGUCGUAACGACCCCGUGGGGUCGGGAAAAGGAGAAGAUGGAGGAGGAGGGAGGCAGCGGCGGCACCGCCGCGGGGGCCGGCGGCGACGGGGAAGAGCAGCUUCUCACCGUCAAGCACGAACUGCGGACGGCUAAUUUAACAGGACAUGCAGAGAAGGUGGGGAUUGAAAAUUUUGAACUCCUGAAGGUCCUAGGAACUGGAGCCUAUGGAAAAGUAUUUCUAGUUCGUAAAGUAAGUGGUCAUGAUACUGGAAAACUGUAUGCCAUGAAAGUUUUGAAAAAGGCAACAAUAGUUCAAAAGGCCAAAACCACCGAGCACACAAGGACAGAACGACAAGUCCUGGAGCACAUUAGGCAGUCACCGUUUUUGGUUACAUUGCACUAUGCUUUCCAGACAGAAACCAAGCUUCAUCUCAUUUUAGAUUACAUAAAUGGUGGAGAACUUUUUACUCAUCUUUCUCAAAGAGAGCGUUUCACAGAGCAUGAGGUGCAGAUCUAUGUUGGAGAGAUUGUGCUUGCCCUCGAACAUCUCCACAAGUUGGGGAUUAUAUACCGUGACAUUAAGCUUGAAAACAUUCUCCUUGAUUCUAAUGGCCAUGUGGUGCUGACCGAUUUUGGUCUGAGUAAGGAGUUUGUGGCUGAUGAAGCUGAAAGAGCAUAUUCCUUUUGUGGAACUAUUGAGUACAUGGCACCAGAUAUUGUCAGAGGAGGAGAUUCAGGACAUGACAAGGCAGUUGACUGGUGGAGUUUAGGUGUUCUAAUGUAUGAAUUGCUAACUGGGGCAUCUCCUUUCACUGUUGAUGGAGAGAAAAAUUCCCAAGCUGAGAUAUCUAGGAGAAUAUUAAAAAGUGAGCCUCCUUAUCCUCAAGAAAUGAGUGCUUUAGCCAAAGACCUAAUUCAGCGUCUUUUGAUGAAAGAUCCCAAGAAAAGAUUAGGAUGUGGUCCACGUGAUGCAGAUGAAAUCAAAGAACAUCUCUUCUUUCAGAAAAUAAAUUGGGAUGAUUUAGCUGCCAAAAAAGUGCCCGCACCGUUUAAGCCAGUCAUUCGGGAUGAAUUAGAUGUGAGUAACUUUGCAGAGGAGUUCACAGAAAUGGAUCCCACCUACUCUCCUGCAGCACUUCCCCAGAGCUGUGAGAGGCUGUUCCAGGGCUAUUCCUUUGUUGCGCCUUCUAUUCUGUUCAAGCGUAAUGCAGCUGUGAUAGAUCCUCUUCAGUUUGACAUGGGAGAUGAACGUCCUGGGGUUACAAAUGUAGCCAGGAGUGCAAUGAUGAAGGACUCUCCAUUCUAUCAACACUAUGACCUGGAUCUGAAGGACAGACCAUUGGGAGAAGGAAGUUUUUCAAUUUGUCGAAAGUGUGUACAUAAAAAAAGUAGCCAAGCAUUUGCAGUGAAAAUAAUCAGCAAAAGGAUGGAAGCCAAUACUCAGAAAGAAAUAACAGCUCUGAAACUCUGUGAAGGACACCCCAAUAUAGUGAAGUUGCAUGAAGUUUUUCAUGAUCAGCUUCAUACAUUUCUAGUGAUGGAACUUCUGAAUGGGGGAGAGCUGUUUGAACGCAUUAAGAAAAAGAAACACUUCAGUGAGACUGAAGCCAGCUGCAUCAUGAGGAAGCUUGUCUCAGCUGUAAGCCACAUGCACGAUGUUGGAGUGGUGCAUAGAGACUUGAAACCCGAGAAUUUAUUGUUCACUGAUGAAAAUGAUAACUUGGAAAUUAAAGUAAUUGAUUUUGGGUUUGCACGCUUAAAGCCACCUGAUAAUCAGCCUCUUAAGACUCCGUGCUUCACUCUUCAUUACGCUGCCCCAGAGCUCUUGAAUCACAACGGCUACGAUGAGUCCUGUGACCUCUGGAGUUUGGGUGUCAUUUUGUAUACAAUGUUGUCAGGGCAGGUUCCUUUCCAAUCUCAUGAUAAAAGUUUGACAUGUACCAGUGCAGUGGAAAUCAUGAAAAAAAUUAAAAAGGGAGAUUUCUCCUUUGAAGGAGAAGCCUGGAAGAAUGUAUCCCAAGAAGCUAAAGAUUUGAUCCAAGGACUUCUCACAGUAGAUCCAAAUAAAAGGCUUAAAAUGUCUGGCUUGAGAUACAAUGAAUGGCUUCAGGAUGGCAGCCAGCUGUCCUCAAAUCCUCUGAUGACUCCAGACAUUCUAGGAUCUUCUGGAGCUGCCGUGCAUACCUGUGUGAAAGCAACCUUCCAUGCCUUUAACAAAUACAAGAGAGAGGGGUUUUGCCUUCAGACUGUGGAUAAGGCUCCUCUGGCUAAGAGAAGGAAAAUGAAAAAGACUAGCACCAGUACGGAGACUCGCAGCAGCUCAAGUGAAAGUUCUCAUUCUUCUUCCUCUCAUUCUCAUGGUAAAACUACACCUACAAAGACACUGCAGCCAAGCAAUCCUGCUGAUGGCAAUAAUCCAGAAACCCUCUUCCAUUUCUCAGACUGAGUAUCCUAGGAAUGGUAGGAAUGUAAUUGAUGAAGCUUUGCACUUUUAUUUCCCUCAGUGUAUACCUGAGGAGAUGUUUUGUGCUUUUAAAAAUGUGUCCCGUUGGUGUCAUUGGAAUCUGCCUCUUAGUGAAUUUUUUCAGGAAGACCUGUUUGGUCAUCCUCGUCCAAAAGCACUGGACAGAAAAUGUUACUGUGAAUAGAGCACGUUAUACUGUUUAAUGACUUAGAAUGAUGCCAACAGGACUGUUCUUGAAAGAGCAAAGGUUUCUGUAAAUUUAAUUGGAAUGGGUUAGCUCUGAGCUGCUUACAGAAUAAGUCACAGCUUAUUAGAUGUCUGCCAACAAGAGUUAACUUGUACUGUAAUGAUACCUUUUGCUUUGCCUUGUAGACAGCGUGGGUUUCUGAGAGAUUUGCACCCUGUGAACAGUGAUUUAUCAGAGAAAAAAAUCUGAUUGCUUUCAAAAAGAUUCUGUAAUGAAUUUUAUGUGUGACAUAUACUUAUUUCUUGAGAGAGGAUUUUAACUUAUUGUUUUUAUUUUAUGGCUAUAUAUGAUGAUAACCAGCUAUUAUUAAUCUUUUUCUAAACAGUGAAAAAAAAAAGGAUAUAAGAACUUAAGAUCCCAUAGUCUACAUUUGGGAUCUAUAUGAGAUGCAUGCUAAGAUAUGUAUGUUUUUAAUUUUGCACUGCUCUUUCCUGGCAAUUUGUUUUAAUGAUUAUUGCAGACUAUUAAGGUACACAUCUCUCUGUUUUAAGUAAUAUUGCACUUUAUAAAAGAGUAUGAAUAAAACAAGCUGUUUUAUGAAGUGCGCUAUUUAAAGCCUAUGUACUGUAUUUUAGCCAUUUUUUCCAUUAUCUACUUUAAAUUAGUCCUCACAUCCCUCUUCUACUUUGUAUGCAACAAGGAGAAUAGGGCAUUGUAUAACAUAAUCAUUAGCCACUUAUGCACUGAUGUGAGGAAAAACUAAAGGGAAAUUAUACUAAACACUGUGCUUCAUAUUUGUACACUGUGUUGUGCUACAGUGAGGCAUUUCCUCCUGUAGUCAUAUUUUAUGUACAUAAUAUUUUAGAAUCAUAACUAUGACUUGUUUUGAAAAUUUACUGUUAAAUUUUAAAUCUGGAAAGCAUAUUUUAUAAACUUAUGCAGAGCACUUUUAUUGCUCAAAAAUUCUGAAUUCAUACAUACAACAAAGUGCUAUGUGUGAGACAUUUCAUUGAAAGAUUGCUGCAUUAAAAAAAGUUAAUUCAUUCCCUAUGCAAAAAAAAAAAAGUGAUAGGCUAUGUAUGUUAUAUUUUCUUUUAAAAGCCAUCACAUGAAUUGUCAGGCCUGAGAAAAGUGAUCUUUGCUAUGUUUACAGGAAUCAUGCUUAAAAAGAUAAUGCCUGACUUGUGUAUUUUGUAGUUUUGUUAGUGAUAGCCUCUUGAGCAUUAGUUUGGAAUUUGGGCAUGGUAUUUAUUUAUUCCUUUUUUGAGAUAAUAGCAGCAUUAAUUUCAACCAGUUAUGAAUACUAAAAAUAUUGCACUCUAUGUAAUGGUAGCAUAUUUAUUACUAAAUCAAUGUACAUAUUAGUAGCGCAGGCAACAAAAAUGGCAAAUAUUAAAAUAUUUUCAAAAUAUUAUAUUAUCCUAUUCACAUUUUUGUCCACAGUGGUUACUGGGAAUAGCUUUUUAUACUUUUCAGUGGCCCAACUGGCUACAUAAUUCUGAGUUAAUGAAAGUUUUGUACUCCUAACUUUCAGUCAUUCCUAGUAAUGAUGGGAAAUCUUAUGUGAAUUAGAUUCACUAUACCUAUUCAGCAAGCUAAGUCACAGAAUGUAUUUCCUUCAAGCACAGAUUUAUAAUAACCAAAAAAUGUCCAUUUAUAAAUGUAGUUAUGUUGAAAAUAUUUGAAAAUAUGUAAGUCGACUCUUCAAGACAUUUUUAAAACAGUGUAUUCUGGUUUAAAAAAAAAAUACUAGUUUUAAAGUACAAACUAAAAGGACAUUCUAAUGUUAAUAGAAAAUGAUCCACAAAAAUGGUCAAUAAGUGUACCCUAAUAACUGAUUAUGGAGUAGACUCACCGUGAAUACUGGAAAUCAGUGGGUUUUAUUUUCAUUUCUUUUCCUUGUCUCUUUUUCUGGAGGUCUUGGCAAACAAUGAAAUGGGUGAAAAGGCAGGCAGAGUAAGAGGAGGAAGGCAAGAUAAGGCUAAUCUGUCAACUGGUGAGCCUCCCUGAAUAAUCUAGAAUGGGCUUUUGAAAAGACCUCAAAAAACGCUCACGAUACCCUUGUCAGAUACCUUCAUCCUCACUCUACUUAUAAACACCAGGAGGACAUAAGUUUGCAGCAGUUAAGUUAUAUGCAGCCUAUCUGUUAAUACACUUUAAAAUUCAUAAUGCUUUCAUUUAAUCACAUCAAAAAUAAAGAAUAAAAAGUAAUUCAUAUAAAAAUGUUACAUGUAAGGACUCUUUUUUAGGUAUUAGGAGAAAAAUAAAAGUAGAUCUAAGAAAAACAAAUAUAAACAUUAAAUUGUCUUUAUAACAUUGAUUUGGGGGAUAGAGCCAAAUCACCGUUUACCUUCUUCCCUUACAGAUUUUAUUUUAUGAGGUUUUCAUACCAUCAUAAAUCCUGAUUCAUGUAGCACAUUUUGUAACUAUAUGUGGCUAGUUGAGAGACAAAAAUGUGGAAAGGAAAGGAAUACAGGAAAAAAUUUUAAAAGACCAGUUUCUUUUUAAUUACUGUGACAGAUCCAAUGACCGAGUAGGUUAUUUCCCAAGUUAAAUUUGCUACUUUACAAUUCAUUAUUUCUUCCAAACCUUUAUAAAAUAAACAACUGGAAAAAAAAACAAAAAACAGUAGCCUGAGUUAAUUUUAACAUGCUUGUCUUUCUGGGAGUCACAGAUU